GGCGAUGUGGGGUAGUUUAUCGUCGGAACGUCGCACAAGCGACAUGCUCGGCCACUACCAGCGUCACUUGCGCCGACAUGGCAGUACGGUACGGGAUACGUAGACCGCGUAAUAGCCGGCUGGCAAUAAGUUCUCGCAAUGAAAAGAUUAAAGAAAACUGUUUGUGCUCCAGAGUCAACCUAUCAAUUUCAAUCCACCGCCGCAAUCACAAUGGCAGAAAACUCAAACUUCUUGGAUGUCAACUUCGGCUUCAUCGGCCUGGGAGCAAUGGGCUAUCCCAUGGCGAUGAACAUCUGCAAAAAGAUGUCGCCAACCAAGGCCCUUUACAUAACCGAUGUGAGCCGUCCGGCAGUCGAAAAGUUUCUUGCGCAGGCGAUGCAAGAGAACUGGGGAGGUCUCGUGGUGAUAGUGGAGACGGCCAAGGCGGUGGCCGAAAAUGCGGAGACAAUCUUUACAAUUGUCCCCGCAGCAAGCCAUGUAAGGGAUGUGUACCUCAAUCCCGAAACGGGGGUGAUUGCUGCAGGGAAGAGCGAGGGAAGGCUGUGUGUCGAGUGCUCCACGAUCGAUCUGGCGACUACGCGGGAUGUCGGAGAGAAGAUCAUGCAGGCGGGGGUGGCGGAGUAUGUUGAUUCUCCUGUCUCGGGCGGCGUACCAGGCGCCACAGAAGGAACCCUCUCCUUCCUCCAAGGCUGUCCGCCUGCCUCCGCUCUCUCCGCCCGUCUCACCGCGGUCUCGCUUCUCAUGGCGUCCCCCGACAAAAUAUUCCCCUGCGGCCCGCUCGGCAGCGGGCUAGCCGCCAAGAUCAGCAACAACUACCUCUGCGGCACCAACCUGCUUGCGUCCGCCGAGGCGAUGAACUUCGGCAUCCGCAACGGAGUCGACAAGCACAUCCUGUACAAAGUCAUCCAGAACAGCACGGGACAGAACUUCAUGCUUGACAAGGUGACGCCUGUGCCGGGAGUCAAUCCCGCCGCCCCGAGCAGUAGGGAUUAUCAGGGUGGGUUCAAGGCGCAGAUGAUGGUUAAGGAUAUGACGCUUGGCGUCGAGGUCGCUGAGGCGACGGGGGUGGUGGCGACUAUGGGCAGGGCGGCGUUGGAGGUUUACAAACAGGCGGCAGUGGAUCCGAGGUGUAUCGAUCGUGAUGUGAGUGUUAUCUGGCGGUUUUUGGAUGGACCGGAGUGAAGAUUUUGUCCCGCGAGGGUUGCCGGCAGGUUACUGGUAGAGUGAUAUGGCGAGAAUUAAGCAAGACCUCUUCAGAAC
Molecule: messenger RNA, 1260 nt
Organism: Tricharina praecox
Lineage: Eukaryota; Fungi; Ascomycota; Pezizomycetes; Pezizales; Pyronemataceae
Product: putative 3-hydroxyisobutyrate dehydrogenase
Exons: 4
Coding region: 139-1182 (347 amino acids)
Biological process (GO): L-valine catabolic process
Cellular component (GO): mitochondrion
Molecular function (GO): 3-hydroxyisobutyrate dehydrogenase activity; NADP binding; NAD binding
Source: RefSeq, a predicted model, not a curated record